Messenger RNA from Cyanidioschyzon merolae strain 10D, 4872 nucleotides. RefSeq lists its product as hypothetical. The record is from RefSeq and is a predicted model, not a curated record. The coding region runs from base 1 to 4872 and encodes 1623 amino acids. Lineage: Eukaryota; Rhodophyta; Bangiophyceae; Cyanidiales; Cyanidiaceae. The transcript has a single exon.
AUGACUCCGGAAACCUCAACGCAACGCGCACACACAGAGGGCCGUUCCCCUGCGGAGGUCGUUAGUGGAGAUGACGGAAACGGAUGCCCAGGUAAUAAUAGUUCGGCGUCUGUGUUUGAGGAAGCUAUCCGUGUCGAGAAACCGCCUGCGCCUUUCGAAGCGCUCGAAACAGCAGCAGCCUCUCGCGGUUUAGGCGCGCUGACCACGGGGACCAGCACUGAGACUCCGUCAACGGCACCCGCGGGAGCUGGCCGUCCGGAAGAACACUCGGGCACCGCCUCUCGAGUAGGGGCGCUCGGGGAACGCCAGAGUUGGCCGGCUCGCGGUCCCGGGGUUCCCAACGCUCGUGGCGUCGUAGGCGCUGGCACGACCACGGCGGCACGAAUGCACACCCUGGGACGCGGCGGUCGUGUUGUUGUCCAGCAGCCAUCGUCAUCCGCUGAACAGAAUGCCAAACCCGAUGUUCGCUCGGAGAGCGCUGACACCCCCAAAGCGACCACGGCUGUAGCUGCAGCCGCUAUGCUCAAAGCAUCUCGGAAUGACACUGGUGACCGCACAGCGAUCCCUUCCACGGGGCCUGUUGUUCGCAGCGCUCAACAGGCCGCAUGGAGCAGACAACGCUCUGUCCCGGACCCGGCAAGAAAUGCUACCGGAAGGAUAUUCUCGAGAGCUACGCAAGGCGCGUCGGCGCGAUCUGCCACACCGACUAGUGAUUUCCCUGCGCUUGUGCGGGAGAACCCUACGCAAUCGAAGCCGUCUGCAAUGCAACAGCGGAAACCUGAUGAGAGUGCUGCGCAGCUGCGACCUGUCGCUGCUGCACAGGAUUCAGCACGGCGAGGGCAGCAUCCGCUGGGUACUGUGUCACGAAAUCACACCGAAUCGGGGCACGUUCCAAAGGCGAUUCCAUCGCCCCUACAGCUCACGGACUGGAGUGAGGAUCCAGAUGAGGAAAUGAACUUUAGUGUCCCAUUGGACCAACGUCUCGCUGUACCUGGAAUGAAACCGCUGACGCGUCCGGCACAGAAGGACUCUCUGAGAGAAGCGCAGUCCCCCACGACCGAUAGUGCAACCAUUUCAACACGUGCGAUCGGUGGAUUCGACUGGACUGAUUCGGACAAUGACGAAGGAAAGGCGGUGCCAUCGGACGACAAUGAGGCAUCGAAAAAUGACAUUGCAUCUGAGGUUGCGACGGGAACAGCAACAACAGCGAAUGUGGAGAACGCGGACGGACGUCAGGGUGCUGCGUUCGUUGAGUCGGACGAGUACCAACAGCAGCACCAGCAGCAGCAGUCGCAACCGAUCGCAGUGGGUACAAGGCGUCCAAAUAUUCAACCGAGUCUGUCCAAAGAAAAGAUGCAAGUCGAUUUGGAGGAAAUCUCGAGAGAAUUGCACCUCCUUGAAGAGCAGCGCGAGCUUGCGAAACAGAAAGCCGCCGAACGUGCUCGGCAACGUAGAGAAGAAGAAGAGCGUAUGGAGAGGGAACGCAAGGAAAGGGCAGCACUCAAACUUCGCCAGCUCGAGGAACGAAUUGCAGCGAAGAAGGCAGAAAAGGCGACUGUGAAGGAGCGGACCACUCCAGAGCAUCAAGCUGCUAGAACAGAUUCAGUCAAAGCCGCUGACCUUGGCAAAGAUCGAAAGCUGCCAGCCGCUCGAAUUGACCGAGCAAUCGCUUCCGCCCAGAGUGGAGGGCCUGCCUCCUCCGCAUCAGCGUCGGAGAAACCAUAUCCGCUCGAGCAGGUGCGACGAGAUGAUGCGUCUGCGGGUGAUACGCGAAUAACCCGAACGGAGCAUGCUACCGAAGCGGGAUCACGCUCGGCAGCGCGCAAUACACAGCAAAGAGUACGACGCGCGCCGCUCACGGAAACCUGGUCCCAAGAAGAGCAGCACACACGCGGACGUGCCACUGCCUCAGCAGGUGUGAGAGGCACCGCUUCUGCUGUCCCCGCAUGUGAUCGGUCCUCGCUGGAUCGUAGCAGAGCCACGGCAUCUGGCGCAUCCAGUACGAAUUUGGAUCAGAGCAGACGGCAACGCCGCCAGGGCGCACCUCGCGGGCAACUCAGCAAGAGUGAUGAACCAAGAGAACGCAGUGACUCAGCUUCUGCUUCAGGGUCGACGAGCCGAGACAAGACGGCGACUGAGCCAGAGGGUCCAAAGAUCGAAUCAUCGGUGCGCGGGAGCCGGUCUCGAACGAGCGCCCCAUGGGGGCGUGCAGGCCCUGCCUCGAAGCCUGGCAAGCGGAACGAUCGCGAAGGGGCUCCUUCAGAAGCAGCCCUGUCGGAGCACGUGCAGCCUCUAUCGCUGGAGGACGCUUCGCUGCCUUCGAGCCCGCCACCGACGUGGUUCACCAUGCCCGAUACCAUGGCGGACGAGGAAGAACCGACGGUGAGAUCGCCCUGGGCAGCGUCAAGUCCCGCUCUGACACCAGCGGCAAGUGCGACCGGUGUUGCACCAAAGUCCGCCGACGAACUGGACAAGUGGCAGCUGCCGAGCUACCCGAAACCGUCGUUCGAGGAUAUCUCGCGAGCAUUUGCUGCUGCAGGGCCGGUGGUUGCAAGCCCUGCUUCGACCGCAUACGGCUUGGCGGAGCUUUACGGAUCGAGCGUUUCAUCCCAGAGAGUCCCAGUGGAAUCGAAAGCGUCGCUGGUGUCAGCACGGCGCCCCGGCGCGCUCCAAGACGAGCGAGAAUUGGAGGCCCCCAAGCGGGAUACGAGCCGUUCAAGUCCGGGAACGCAACGCGGAACGCUGAGUGAGCGCACGUUAUCUGAACCGGACGCAACCGCGGCGGAUCCUGCGCAGCACCAUCUGAGAGUAUCAUCUGAUGUAGCUGUAGCAACCACUGCGGUUUCACAGCUAUCGCUCAGUGCCGAUGCCGACAAGACCCUAACGAAAGAGAUCCCCUUCCAUUCCGAUUUACGCACGGAUGCGCCCGAAUUCGUGCCGUUUAUAUCGUACGGUGGCUUUGGCACAUCUGCAUUCCCAGUACCACAGAUGAGCCCGACGUUCUUUUCAGCUCCGUACGGCGAGGCGACGCGGUCGGAUCUAUAUCCUUUACCAGCUUAUAUGCAGCCUGCUGACUGGGGCACAGCGUCUGCCGGCGAUACGAUCGACAUGCACCAUCUCAGUUCUGGUGGCGAGGCGGCUGUACCCACAAGGACAGUGAGGCAGCGUGCGCCCCCAGAGGACGACGAUGAGGAUCUCGCAGCGGCGGCGAUUUCGUCGGCGCUCGGCGAGCGGCGCCAGCAUCGUGGCGGCAAGGGCGUCACCGCAGGGCGACACGCUGGAACCAGCAGUGCGCCUGGACGAACGCGGCAGCGCCCGACGAUUGCGGCCAGCACGGAAGUAUUUCGGGCCAACAGGGGGCGUCACCGGACUGGGAUGGGUGUGGGCGCUUCUGGCACCGAUGGAACGCUUGCCAAGCCACAGCGCUUCGUGUCCGAGGAUCGCGAAGCGCCCUCGCACUCGGAAGCUUCAGCAGCAUCAGCAUCAGCAUCAGCAUCACGUCUGGAGCAGGAAGCAACGACUCCGAUGGCACGUUCUGGACAGCAACAGCGGACCGCAGAUUCAAACACGAGCGCCAGCACGGAGCUGCAAACGAGGCGGCGGUCUCCUGGGCUGCGAACGAGUAGCAACAGCAGCAAUGUGCGCUCUGUGCAGGAUGUGCGCUGCGAAUCCAGGCGUGGUACUGCUGCUCCUACUACUACUACUGCAACGCAAUCGUCGCCGGGGGAGAAUCUGAAAGCUGCGGACGAUGAGAGCGCGCAACGUUCGGAACCUGCGCCAGCUCUUUCAGAACAGCAGAGCGGGGCUGCUGCAUCCGAUGCAAGAGCCGGUGUGCAAACGCGAAAGGUAACCACAGGCGUGAAUAGACUCAAGGCUGUGAAGCCAUCUCGGCCCGCAACCGCGAACAAGUCGGCAGCAAACGCACUAGAACCAACAGCGGGUACCGGAACGGCCGAUCGGAACGGCGAAGACGCCCUGGCACCAGCGACGACGAAGCGCGGCAAGUAUUGCGACCGCAACGCUGGUGCCGAUGGGAAACGUCGCGAACGAUGGACAAGCCGACCGCGUCCACGAAGCAUGCGCGAAGGGCGUUCGCGGAGUACCGCUUCCGUUACGGGUGCUGCUUCUGCAGCGACAACGGAGCCGAAGACGGCUACAGCCUUGGACACCGCAGUCAAGAUGUUGCCGUUCGAGGUCAGUGGAACACGCACACCAUCGCCAGUGCAGCGGGAGCAGCAGAAGCAAGAAGCGGUGCCUGAAGCGCCAACUCGAACGUCUCCAGCGGCGGAGGGCGCUCCCAAGGCGCUUGUCACGCCAGCUGAUCCCGCUGAGGAUCCGAAAACGCCUGCCAAAGACCAGCGGACUCGUGAGGCAGGCUCAUCUGACGCGAGGGUAUCAACGACGACGCCACCAUUAUCAUCAUCAGCGUCAGCAUCAGCGUCGUUGUCGUCGAAAGAGCAAGGAGCCGCCAAUGCGAAAGCAACCGCCGCUACGGGCCAAGAAACGAAACACGAGCAUUCGGCUUCUCGUCGACACUCGCAACGAAAGCUGCACCCGCGACAACGUCAACAGAAGCAUCGCUUCCGGAACCGGACCAAUGCAGGCAGCGAACAAGUCGAAAGCUCAGCGCGCACCAUGCAACCCGAGCCUGCACCAACCGGAAACGAUCGUUCUUCCGCGAACGACGAGCAUCGUGCGAGCUUCAAAAACGUCGAUGUUGUCCCAGUUGCUGGCGCUUCCCUUGCACAACCAAAGUUCAAGCUGUCAACCGAGAGCGCAGUCGCUUAUCGCCGAGUCGAGGCGAACGCGUCUCCGAGGCGUGCUCUGCGACAAUUUCGCGAAAAGGUCAGCGAGGACGCCAAAGACGCAUGA